AUGUCCUCCGUCGCGGCGGCGUCCCCGUCCUCGCGCGUCGCCGUCGCGCCUCGAUCCGUCGCGGCGGCGUCGAGGAGGACGAGAUUCGCGAAUAAUAAAGCGACGGGGCUCGCGCGUCACGCCGCCGGAAGAUCCUCCGUCUCCGUCUCCGUCGUCGUCGUCCGCGCGAGCGGCGACAUCCCGCCCUCGCGCGGCAGCGGCGGCUUCACCGGCGGCCGCCUCAUCGUCCCCGGGUCCCCGGACUACGACCCCUCGAUCGUCCAGGUGAACCGCCCGGGGGGCGCGCAGCAGCCGGGCAAGUUCCCGGGCGGGUACGACGCGCCGCCCAAGCCUGGAUCCGAAAAGGCAGCCGGCGAGGCGUUCGCGCCGUUCCGCCCGCCGUCCGAGUACAUCGACGGCGCGAACGACUUCGCGGAGGACAGCGAUGAGAUGGCGCUGAUGCGAUUGCGGCAGCGCGGCGGGUCGUGGUAUCAGCUCGCGCCGCUGUUCGAGCGCCUCAAGCGGUCGGGGAUGACCCCGGACGACAUCUUCGACGAGGUCGGGAUCGAGCCGAAGGAGCAGUCGCUGUGGGUGACGUGGUCGCUCUCGCGCGGGUCGCUCGCGGCCGACCCGCGGUUCCCGGACGAGAAGCUGGCGUACUUUGACAACGAGUACACGGGUGCGCCGAACUUGAGCCACAUUCAGUACCUCACCGCGGAGAAGCGAUCCGAGGCGGCGGAGUUCGUCGUCGACAACGAGUUCGACCCGGACCAGACCAAGGAGCUCGUCAAGGCGUACGAGAUCCGAACGCAGAUGGACUCGCAGGCGAAAGGGUUCGGGACGUCCCCCGGGGAGUGCCUCGCGUUUAAGAUGUGGCGCGACGUCCAAGAGGUGCAGCGGUACCAGGGCAUCGACGUCGUCAACGAGCUCGUGGCGAAAGGGAAGCGAUUCGCGGAGAACGCGUCGACGAUGGAGCGACUGGACGCGAUCCAGGCCAAGUGGGCGAUGGAUCUGAGCGAGGACGGGGUCAUGGCCGAGGGCGGGUCGCUCGCGAAGGCGAACGCGGAGGCGAGGGCGAACAUAUCCGUCGUUCGGCUGGACUCGGAGGAGCUCUCGUUUCGCGCGGUGCCCAUGCUCGGGCCGCUCGACAAGCUCAGGCGCGUAUUUAUUCCUCACACUGGUUUCCAUACGACCGCGUCCCUCGCUUUCGAUCCCGACACGCGUCGACGCCAGGGUUCGACUCCGCUUCUGACGCCGUUCAACUCCGCCCCGACGUUCGUCGCUUCGUGUGGACCCUCGACCCUCAGCGUGAAGGCGUACCAGCAGGUGGAGACGACCAAGUCCGUCGGCGUGUUCGGCGUGUUCACCCCACCGGCGGGCGGGGUCAAGGACUGGGUCGCGCUCCCGAAGUGGGCCGCGCUCGAGGCGGCGACGCUGCCGUUCGCGGUGCUCGUCGACAACACCGGCGAGCUUCGAAACGCCGGCGACUUGAGCUCUCGCGAGGAGCCCGGGCUUCUGUUGGUGGACAAGGCGUCGACGACGCCGAACCCGGCGAGCUACUACCUCGCCGCGAGAGAGAGCAGGCUGCAGCUUUCGGGCGGGAAGAACGCGGAGGUGAUCGACGUGUAUCCGGGGCGGGACGUGAUGGAGAUGGAGAGCGAGAACAUCGUCACCGUGCUCGGGAGGGUCGUGUUGUGCGUUCGCGCGCCGGGUGGGAUGGACGACGGCAUGACGACCGAGUUCGUGGGCUGAUAAACAACGCCUACUUCGCGAGCGCUGUACAUACGGGUCGCGCCGAAGGGUAUUAUUACUAUCGCACGGCGAAAGUCGCGCCGUUCGUUCACAGUA
Micromonas pusilla CCMP1545 is the source of this 1827-nucleotide messenger RNA. RefSeq lists its product as uncharacterized. The record is from RefSeq and is a predicted model, not a curated record. The transcript is spliced from 2 exons. NCBI's taxonomy places the organism in Eukaryota, Viridiplantae, Chlorophyta, Mamiellophyceae, Mamiellales, Mamiellaceae. Bases 1 to 1731 code for a protein of 576 amino acids.